Messenger RNA from Rubroshorea leprosula, 4318 nucleotides. The record is from the annotation of a GenBank genome assembly. Lineage: Eukaryota; Viridiplantae; Streptophyta; Magnoliopsida; Malvales; Dipterocarpaceae.
AUCAGUUACAGUUCACAAAUCCUCUGUUCAUACAUUCAGAGGUGUCUGGAGCCAUGCCACCGAGAAAGAGCAAAGAUAAAGAGCUUCAACCAGCCCAGGCUGAACAUGCAGAUGAUAGUCCAGUUUACUUGGAGGGUGAGAAUGAUCCAAUUGUUCCUCCUUUCUUAUCACCCUUUGUGGAGCGAUCCUAUGGGAAUCUAGUAUUUAAGGAGAAAGAAGUAGAUCAUGGGGCAUUCAAAGAACAGAACCAGGCUAUGCGGAGACUUGUUGAGAGUCAAGCAGAAUCCUCCAGACGUCAGGAAGAGAUAAUUAGACAAUGUAUAGAAGACAUGAGACGGGUCUUUCAAAAAGGCACUAGGGUGAUGCGAGAAACUGGGGAAGAAAGUCGCAGAACACUACAGGCUGUUUCAGAACAAGUGGUUGACCAAGUGCGACAACCCAGACCUGAGAUCCCUCAUCUAGUCGUUGAAAUGCCCAGACAGAUCCAGGAAGCCCCAAUCCUAGCACUCGGGGGGCAAGGGAAUCAGCCUUAUCCCAAUAUUCAACAGCAACAUUUUGUCAUUGGUGAAGGGCAAAGACAACAUCAAUUGAUGGAGGCUGCUACUCCUGUUGCAAACCAUGGCCAUCAACCUCAGCAUAAAGACCAUGGGCCAACCUUGAGGCCAUUGGAAAAGAUUGAUAAAGACAUAUUGAGAUUUCCAGACAAAGCGAAGGAAACUAUAGGAGUAGAUGCAGACCCUUUUCUAGCUGUGUCUGUCGGCGUGACUGUUGCAGACCUUAGGAGUGUUGCCAAAAAUCGUAGUCUGCCUUAUGCUCAAAGGAACCUGGCUGCCGAAGACUUGAGGUGGGUUCUUGCAGCACAAACAUCUAGACAUAGCAAGAGCAUCAGACCACGCCAACCUACAAAAAGGAACAUGGUGUGGGUGAGAAAAGAGAAAAAUGAGACUAUAACCCAGACUUUACUGAAGGGGGAUGACCAAUCUCCAACCUCUCCAAAGGUGGUAUCUGUCAUUGUGAGUCCAGACGAAGUUUUGAAAGCAACUUUUGAAGCACAAGAACAGUCUGGGAAUCGUGGAGCUAAAUCAAAAGAAGAUGGCACUAUUCAUUUUGGGGAAUUCUCAGUGAAUUUGUCAUGUCUGGUGCUAACAUUACCCUUAGUUUUCCAAGCCAAGAAAGAGGAGGAACCAAUCGUCUGUGAGUUCCCAGAACAGACAGACGAAGAGGUAAUCGUUGUUCUAGCUCAAGAUGAUGAAGAGGAGGACAUGGUUGACAAAAUUGUGUUUGAAAAACCAAAAGAAAAGAUGGCCAGACACAUUAGGCCACUUUAUAUCAAUGCUCACAUGGAUGGGACUCCAAUCAGCCGUGUCUUGGUGGAUAAUGGAGUUGCAGUCAAUGUCCUUCCAACUUGCUUGCUCUACAAAAUAGGCAAGUCUCUUGAUGAUUUAGUGCAUACUGAGGUUACAAUUAGUGAUUUUAUAAGAGGGGUGAAUCGUUCAAGGGGUGUGCUGCCUGUUGAAUUAACAGUGGGAAAUAGGACACUGAUGUCUGCGUUUUUUGUGGUGGAUACUAUUGCUACCUACAAUGCACUUUUGAGGCAUGACUGGAUUCAUUCAAGUUGGUGUAUCCCUUCUUCACUUCACCAGAAACUAAUUUUUUGGAAUUGUGGCAAAGCUGAGGUGGUGUCUGCAAAUGAUAAGCCUUUUUCAGCCAAUACCCACCUGGUGGAGGCUAGAUAUUAUGAAGAAGACAUUAGUACCAUUCAGUUUUUUGGGAUGGAUAGACAUGGGAAGCCGAUUGGGAUAACAACAUGCAGCAGAUCAUCAUUAUCUAAGCGUGUUGUAGAGGAACAAGCUCGUCUGAGACAAGAAAGAGAAAAGGCCAUGUUGGAGAUAACAAAGAAAUUAGCGGCCUAUUUUGUUGAAAAAGCAGUUCAAGUGGAUAGGUCUGAAAUUGUUCAUGAAGGCGAUGAGGCAGACCAGGGUGAUGAAAUAACUUUGGAGGAGCUGGAUCUUGCCCCAGCCAAGUUGGAUGAUUUAAAAGCUGAACCGCCCAGACGCAUGCCUGCAGAGGUCACUUUGAAGGUGAAAGAAGAAAUUGAGCAGCUGGUGAAAGCUGGAUUCAUUUGGACAUGCAGGUAUGCAAAAUGGUUGUCAAAUGUAGUGCCUGUGCUGAAAAAGAAUGGAAAAUUAAAAGUCUGUGUUGAUUUUCGAAACUUGAAUUUAGCUACACCAAAGGAUGAGUAUCCUAUGCCAAUUGCAGACUUGUUAGUCGAUGGAGUAGCCCGUCACAAAAUUCUAUCUUUCAUGGAUGGUCAUAAUGGGUACAACCAAAUUUUUAUUGCAGACGCAGACGUUCAAAAAACAGCCUUUCGUUGCCCAGGUGCUGUUGGAACUUUUGAAUGGGUUGUGAUGCCAUUUGGUCUGAAGAAUGCUGGAGCUACCUAUCAAAGAGCCAUGAAUGCAAUUUUUCAUGAUAUGAUUGGUAAGUUCAUGGAAAUCUAUAUUGAUGAUGUUGUGGUGAAGUCACAUGGGGAAGCAAACCACCUAGUCCAUUUGAGGAAAGCUUUUGAGCGGAUGAGGCAACAUGGCUUGAAAAUGAACCCACUAAAGUGUGCCUUUGGAGUGUCUGCGAGUAACUUUCUUAGGUACUUGGUGCAUGAGCGUGGUCUGCAGGUUGACAAGAACAAAGCCAGGGCUGUGAUUGAGGCAAAACCACCACAGAAUAAGAAGGAGUUAGUCUUUUCUCCUCUGUUGAAACUCAAGUUUGAGGCGAAUUUUAAAUGGGAAGAACACCACCAGUCUGCCUUUGAUAUGAUAAAGCGUACAAAAACCAUGUCUGGAGCUGGAGUCGUGGUAAUCUCCCCGUAUGGGCUAAAAACACAAAUGUCUUUCCAGCUAGAUUUUGAUUGCACAAAUAAUCAAGCAGAAAAUAAAGCUUUGAUUAUUGGUCUUGAGAUGUUGGUGGAGCUUAAAGUAUCCAUGGUUGAGGUUAUAGGGGACUCACAACUAGUGUUGAAGCAAUUGUUUGGUGAGUACAAAUGUACUAGCCUUGCUUUAGCCCCUUAUUUUGCCUUGGCUGUGCAAUUACUGGAAGAGUUUGAUGAUGUGUCCAUCAAACACGUGCCUAGAGACCAGAACUAUGAAGCUAAUGAAAUGGCCCAGAUUGCUUCAAGUCUGCGAAUUCCUGAAGGUGUAAUGCAGAAGGUUGUAAUAAUUGAAAAGCGCAGUCUGCCAUCAAUUCAUCAACAUGGCAUGACAAUUUCUACUUGCAGCAUUGAUGUUACCCAGACAAAUUGGCGCUUUCCAAUGAUUCAGUACCUUAGGGAUCAAAGCACUAAGGUAUCUAGGAAAACCAAAAUGCAAGCUCUCAAUUAUGUUUUGAUUGAGGAUGUGCUUUAUAAGAGAGGCCAUGAUGAACUACUGCUACAUUGUCUGGGUCCAGAUGAAAGUUUCCAGAUGCUGUCUGAUGUCCAUGAUGGGAUUUGUGGUGCACACCAAGCUAGGAUCAAGAUGCGCUGGCUAAUUCGCAGACAUGGUCUCUUCUGGCCGUCUGUCCUGAAAGACUGUAUUGCUUAUGCUAAGGGCUGCAAAUCUUGUCAGAUCCAUGGGCCACUUCAAAGAGUUCCAGCCUCUGAACUUAAUUCUAUUGUGAAACCAUGGCCAUUUCGAGGCUGGGCUAUCGACUUGAUUGUCUUGCCAAUGGAGCUAAUAGCUAGGUCUUUAAGAAUAACGAUUCAACAUAAUCUCCAGUCUGGAGAAUACGAUGAGGCUAUGAUGCUUGAGCUUGAGGACCUUGAAGACACACGUUUGACAGCUUUGGAUAGAUUGCAAGCUCAAAAACUCAAAAUUGCAAAGUCUUACAACAAGAGAGUAAAAGGUAAAAAUCUGGCAGUUGGUGACUUGGUCUGGAAAGCAAUUUUACCUCUUGGCAAGAAAGAUCACAAAUUUGGGAAACGGUCUCCAAAUUGGGAAGGACCAUUCCAAAUUCAUGAAGUGUUGAGGGGGGUUGCUUAUUGGUUAGAGUCACUUGAUAGAGAGCUUCAUCCCAGAAAAAUCAAUGGAAUUUAUCUCAAGCCUUAUUACCCCACAGUAUGGGAGGCAAGAGGCUAAGAGUCCCAAGAAGCUAUCUCAGCCAGAUUCAUACUUAUGUCUGUGCAUAGAUAAGUUGAUUUGCUUUCAUGUGUUUAUUCCAAAAUGAGAGCAAGUUUGAUCGAGCGGCCAUGACUGGCUGUGGAUGGCUGGAUGCGCUCAGACAGAGUUAGCUGUGAAAAAGUUGGGAAUACUUGCUGCAAUCAUCUUGGGAUUUAGCAAAUUUGCAC